AUGGCGCGAGUGGGAGAAAGGCCAAGUGGUGGGGGGGAAGUAAGGACGGGAAAGGGAGAGGAAGGCCAGGGAGUAGGAGAGGAGAGGAAAGGGGGCAGGCAGAGAGAAGGGAAGGGGGAAGGGGCGGAGGGAAAGAGGGAAGGCGGCGCCCAAAGGGGGAGGCCCCAACCCCAAGGGCCCCCACACGCCGACCGACAGAGCAGGGGGGAAGGGGGAAAGCACGGGGACGCAAGGGGGCAGCAGACAGGGCCAAAGGGGGGGGCGAACAAGGAAGCGGCCCACGGGGGACAGAAGGCCCGCACGGCCGCCGCCGAGGGGCAAACCGGGGGCGCGGCGCCCAAAGACGCCCACGAAACCAGGGAGCGAAGCCCGGGCGGGGAAAGAGGGAAGGCGAAGGGGACAAAGGCAAGAGAAGAGAGGCAAGAGGGAGGAGAAGGGGCAAGAAAAGAAGGGGAGAGGGAGGGGGAAACCAAAGACGGGACAGAAGGGAGAACAAAGAAAAAGGAGGGCAGAAAAGAGGAAAGAGAGACGAAGAGGGGGGGAGAGAGGGCGACAGGAGGAGGGGGGGGAAGGGCGAGGAAGACGGAAGAGGAGAAGGAGAGGAAGGGGGGAAGGAGAAGGCGAGAGGAGACGGGAAGAGGAGAAGGAGACGAACGGGGAAGGAACGGGAGGAACGGAAAAGGGAAAGGGAGAAGCAGAGAAGGAAGGAGAAAAGGAGAAAAAGGGGGAAAAAAAAGGAAAACCGGAACAAGGGAACCAGGCAGGGAGGGAAGAAGGGGGCGGGCAGGGGGACCCAAGGGGAAGAAGGAAAGAAAGGCGGGGGGCAAAGCCGCGAAGAGAAGCCGCGAACGGCGGAGGGCAAACAAGGACAGGGCAAGGGAGGGCGCACGGCAAGGGGGGGGGAGGGGAAGACGCGCGGGGGCACAAAAGCGCGCAAGGAGGGAAGGGGGGGCGGGAGGAAGAGAGGGGGAAGGGGGGCAGGGGAGGAAGAAAAGACGGGGGAAAGAAAGAGAGAGCAGGAGGGGAGGAGAACGGGGAGAGGGAAGGAGAAAAAGAGGCACAAAAAAGAGAAGAGACAAGGGAGGGAGAGAAGCAAGGGAGGAAGGGGAAGGGAAAAAGGGGACAGGGGAGAAAAAGAAAGACAAGAGAACGAAGGAAAAGAGGGCGCGGAAGGAAGGGAGGGAGAAGGAAGAAGGGGGACGGAAGGAAGACAGGGGAAGGACAAGGGAGCGAAGAGAAGCAAGGAAGAAAGGGGAAGAGAAAGAAGGGAGAGGGGGAGAAAAAGAAAGACAAGAGAACGAAGACAAGGAGGGCGCGGAGGGAAGGGAGGGAGAAGGAAGAAGGGGGGAAGAAAGGCAGGGGGGACACAGAAGGCGAAAGGAAAGAAAGGCAGAGCGAGAAGGGGGAGCGACGAAAGGAGGAGGGAGAGAAGGGAAGAAGAGGAAAAGAGAGGACGAAGGAGGCCAACGGGGAGGGGGAGGAGGGCGAACCGAAGACGGGGGGGGGAGGGAAAGCAAGGAGGAAGGGAACGGGGAACGAACGGGCAAGGCGGAAAAGGGGAACGGAAGGAGGAACGGGGGGGGGAGGGGAAAGGGAGGGGAAAAGGGAAAGCGGAGCAAGCGGGGAAGCAAGCGGAGCCAG
This is a messenger RNA of Ipomoea nil (Japanese morning glory), 1641 nucleotides long. RefSeq names its product ribosome-binding protein 1-like. The annotation marks the transcript as partial. Lineage: Eukaryota; Viridiplantae; Streptophyta; Magnoliopsida; Solanales; Convolvulaceae. The record is from RefSeq and is a predicted model, not a curated record. The transcript has a single exon.